Messenger RNA from Nasonia vitripennis (jewel wasp), 1285 nucleotides. Its product is annotated as venom metalloproteinase 2. Bases 92 to 1252 code for a protein of 386 amino acids. The transcript has 11 exons. Gene Ontology annotation, molecular function: metalloendopeptidase activity. The record is from RefSeq and is a predicted model, not a curated record. Gene Ontology annotation, biological process: proteolysis. Lineage: Eukaryota; Metazoa; Arthropoda; Insecta; Hymenoptera; Pteromalidae.
UCGGCCCAGUCAUUCGUACCGAAGCGCCCGAAUAGGAAGUAGCUAUAUAUUUGUUUAGCUGAAAGUAUUUAUCAUUUUAAAAAAUCGCAAUAUGUUCGACUUACGUAUCGUUUUGAGCGUAAUUAUAGUGUUAUUUGCAAUACAUGAGAUUUCGUGUGAUGAGAGUGUAACGAUUCCUUAUAAAGGAAAGAACUACGAAUUCAACGUGAAAGCUCUGAAUCGUAAAAUUUUUUACAAUGUUCCCAUUUGGACGAUCGAAUCAACUGAAAGCGAAGAUUUGAUGUACACUUACGAGGGCGUCUCGAAAAUAAACGGCGUUUUGCACGAGGACGAGACGAUGAAGGCCAUUUUGAUUGAAAAAAAUAAUUGCACGUCGAACUGCUGGGAAGGAGUAUUCGGUUUAGGGACUUUGAGAAACGUAAUCAGUGACAAGCCCGAAGCAGAACUUCUGAGCAAAAAUCCAGAAUUCGAUAUUUCCGGGGUUUAUAAAAUGCAUGCUUUGAAAAACAGCGUCUCUAGAAAUGUGAAAAAAUCGAGGUCCAAAGUUGCCAGAAGUAAUAAUGACGCAUUUUAUCCGAAGUUAUUGAUCGUGAUCGACAACGCGCUUUUCAAAAAACUCGACAACGACGUCGAAUACGCCACGAAGUAUCUGAGCAUUUUCUGGUCCGCCGUUGAUUUGCAAUACCGGAACAUUACUCAACCGCAAAUCGAAGUGAGAAUCACUGGAUUGAUAAUAGCUAAGAAUGAUAAGGCUCUGCACUACGUCAGCGCGAAUUCGCCCGACGGAAAUAGCGUCAAUAUAGAUGAAGUUUUGUACGGAUCUAGAAAUGAAAAAGCUUUCAUCGACAGUACCAAUAUUACCGAUUACGACGCUGUCGUUACUAUGACCGGAUUGAGCGGAUAUGCCGAAGUUGGUCCGAACAAAGUUCGUGUUGGAAGUAGCGGAGUGUCAUGGAACGCAUCCAUAUGCAUGGACGACUAUUACUUCUCGGUCACCACCGACGACGGCUCUUUCAGCGGCAUACACAGCGCCAUCCACGAACUUGGUCACUUACUUGGUCUAGAUCACGACGCGGUUCCGGGAAACGCCUUCGAGUGCUUCCCAACGAGUCGUAAACAGCUGACUGUGAUGUGGCCGAGGUACGAGAAUCGAGAAGUUGAAAUUUGGUCGGAGUGCAGCGUCAGAGCUUUGAAGAUAUUCUCGGAGGACGAGAAUCUAUUCAGCUGCUGUGUCACUGAUCCUCACCAAUAAAUUAAUCAAUAAAUGAUAAUUAUACAACAAUAA